Molecule: messenger RNA, 1776 nt
Organism: Hermetia illucens (black soldier fly)
Lineage: Eukaryota; Metazoa; Arthropoda; Insecta; Diptera; Stratiomyidae
Product: probable cytochrome P450 28d1
Exons: 8
Coding region: 151-1674 (507 amino acids)
Molecular function (GO): iron ion binding; oxidoreductase activity, acting on paired donors, with incorporation or reduction of molecular oxygen; monooxygenase activity
Source: RefSeq, a predicted model, not a curated record
UCAAACGCAUUCAGUUGUGUAGAUCCCAAUAGUGGACGCUCAUUUCUUUCAUAACAAUCAAAGAAAUUACGCUAAGAAGUAGGUUCCAGUUACUUUCUCGAUCAGUUCAGUUCAUUGCUAACAUUUGAUACAUUCAGCCGAAACAUCCCCAUGGCUUUCCUUCUCCUAACGUUGUCCUUAUUUGGAGCAAUUGGAGGGCUCCUUUACCUUUUCUUAGUGUCUAACUUCAACUACUGGAAGAAGCGUGGGGUGUUAGGCCCGAAGCCACGACUUUUGUUUGGCAACAUCCCUAAUAUAGUAUUACGGAAGCGAAAUUUUCAAUAUGAUAUUAUCGACAUCUACCGUGAAUAUAAAGGAAAAGAUAGAUUUGUUGGGAUUUUCAAUGUUCGGAACCCGCAACUCCUCAUUAUUGACCCUAAAUUGGUGCAAGAUGUACUUAUAACAAACUUCCGGAAUUUUAGUGAAAAUGAGGUUUCCAAGUGGGUAGAUAAAGAAGUGGAUCCUUUAUUAGGACGAAAUCCCUUUAUUUUAUCAGGAAAUGAAUGGAAGGGAAACAGAGGCGAAGUGACGCCUGCACUGACGACUAAUAGGAUAAAAGCUAGCUAUCCGAUAAUGUUAUCUGUUUGUGGAAAAAUGACCAAAUAUCUCGAAAAAGAAACCAAGAAACAUAUUGCAGAUGGAAUCGAAGCCAGAGAGUUGGCAGCUAGAUAUACGACCGAAGUCGUUAGUAAUUGCAUCUAUGGAAUUGAAGCUGGGGCAUUCGAGGAGGGGCCUUGUGAAAUUCGCGAAAAGGGAGCCGCUGUUUUGGACCAAUCCUCUGCGUCGAUAGCAUAUUUCAUGUUGAUGUCUACACUACCGGAUUGUUUUAGAGGAGUCUUCAAGCGGCCAUUUAUGAAGAAAGAUAUGCAAACAUAUUUCAUACAACUCAUGAAGGAAGCCAUCAGAAUUAGACAGAACACAAUAAGUGAUCGGGUUGACUUCUUGAAUUAUUUACUGCAGCUAAGGGAGAAGAAGAAUUUGUCUGAAAUAGAGGUGGCUGCGCACACAAUAACAUUUUUCGCCGACGGUUUCGAAACAUCGAGUGUACUGAUUUCGAACUGUAUAAGAUGCCUUGCUCAACAUGAAAGUGUCCAACAGAAACUCCGUGACGAGAUAAAUAAAACAAUGAAAGAAAAUGGGGAAGUGUCAUUUGAAAACCUGCAGGAGCUGUCCUACCUAGACCAAUGCAUUAAUGAAUGCUUACGAUUAUAUCCACCGGCGAUUGCUUCCAAUAAAAUGUGCUCAAAUACAUGUGAAUUAAUGUCUAGUAAAGAAAAACCCAUUAAAAUUGAAAAAGGAACUCCAAUUCUGCUACCCUUUUACGCACUGCAUCAUGACCCGGAGUAUUACCCAAACCCGGAAGCAUUUAUACCAGAACGCUUCAGCCCUGAAAAUGGUGGGGCCAAAAAAUACAAAGAAAUGGGCGUAUUUCUUCCAUUUGGUGAUGGACCACGAAUUUGCUUAGGUAUGAAAUUCGCGUUAUACCAAUCCAAGGCAGCUAUUGUGGAAGUAAUACGAAAUUGGAAAGUUAAGUUGAACCCAAAGACAAACCCAAAUUUCAUCAUCGAUACUCAACAUUUUCUGUGCGUUCCUGAAGGGGGAACUUGGGUGGACUUUGAACGAAUUAAUAACUGAUAUAAUUAGAGGAUUUAAUGUAGCCACAAUUUAAAACAAAGCAUCGAAUGGUUAAAGUAAAUGUUAGUAGACACGAAGGAAAUACAUAAAAAAUACAAACAG